GCGCGCGCGUGUCCCCGCCAGGGGUGGGGUGUCCCGCCAGCGGUCUCCGCCUCCUGGAGCGGCGCUGCGGCGGCCCGCGGCCUCGCCGGGAGUCGGCCGGGCGGGGAGAGCGGCCGUGGAUCGCGCUCGACGAACUAAGGUUCCAGAUGGCAAAUUCUAUGAAUGGCAGAAACCCUGGUGGUCGAGGAGGAAACCCCCGAAAAGGACGGAUUUUGGGUAUCAUUGAUGCUAUUCAAGAUGCAGUUGGACCUCCGAAGCAAGCAGCAGCAGAUCGCAGGACGGUGGAGAAAACUUGGAAACUCAUGGACAAAGUGGUCAGACUGUGUCAAAAUCCCAAGCUUCAGUUGAAAAAUAGCCCACCAUAUAUACUUGAUAUCUUACCUGAUACAUAUCAGCAUUUACGACUUAUACUGAGUAAAUAUGAUGACAACCAGAAACUUGCCCAACUCAGUGAGAAUGAGUAUUUUAAAAUCUACAUCGAUAGUCUAAUGAAAAAGUCAAAGCGGGCAAUAAGACUCUUUAAAGAAGGCAAGGAGAGGAUGUAUGAAGAGCAGUCACAGGACAGACGAAAUCUCACAAAACUGUCCCUUAUCUUCAGUCACAUGCUGGCAGAAAUCAAAGCAAUCUUUCCCAAUGGGCAGUUCCAGGGAGAUAACUUUCGUAUCACGAAAGCAGAUGCUGCUGAAUUCUGGAGAAAGUUUUUUGGAGACAAAACUAUUGUACCAUGGAAAGUAUUCAGACAGUGCCUUCAUGAGGUUCAUCAAAUUAGCUCUGGCCUGGAAGCAAUGGCUCUGAAAUCAACAAUUGAUUUAACUUGUAAUGAUUACAUUUCAGUUUUUGAAUUUGAUAUUUUUACCAGGCUCUUUCAGCCUUGGGGCUCUAUUUUACGGAAUUGGAAUUUCUUAGCUGUAACACAUCCAGGUUACAUGGCAUUUCUCACAUACGAUGAAGUUAAAGCACGACUGCAGAAAUACAGCACCAAACCUGGAAGCUACAUUUUCCGGUUAAGCUGCACCAGAUUGGGACAGUGGGCCAUUGGCUAUGUGACAGGGGAUGGCAAUAUCUUACAGACCAUACCACAUAACAAGCCCUUGUUUCAAGCCCUGAUUGAUGGCAGCAGGGAAGGAUUCUAUCUUUAUCCUGAUGGGAGGAGUUAUAAUCCUGAUUUAACUGGAUUAUGUGAACCCACACCACAUGACCAUAUAAAAGUUACGCAGGAACAAUAUGAAUUAUAUUGUGAAAUGGGCUCCACUUUUCAGCUCUGUAAAAUUUGUGCUGAGAACGACAAAGAUGUCAAGAUUGAGCCCUGUGGGCAUUUGAUGUGCACCUCUUGCCUUACAGCGUGGCAGGAGUCGGACGGCCAAGGCUGCCCCUUUUGCCGCUGUGAAAUAAAAGGAACAGAGCCCAUAAUCGUGGACCCCUUUGAUCCAAGAGAUGAAGGUUCCAGGUGCUGUAGCAUCAUUGACCCCUUUGGAAUGCCAAUGCUGGACCUGGAUGAUGACGAUGACCGAGAAGAGUCCUUGAUGAUGAAUCGGUUGGCAAAUGUUCGAAAGUGCACUGAUAGGCAAAAUUCACCAGUCACAUCACCAGGAUCCUCUCCCCUUGCACAGAGAAGAAAGCCACAUCCAGACCCUCUCCAGAUCCCACAUCUGAGCCUGCCACCAGUACCUCCUCGCCUGGAUCUAAUUCAGAAAGGCAUAGUUCGGUCUCCCUGUGGCAGUCCCACUGGUUCACCAAAGUCUUCUCCUUGCAUGGUGAGAAAACAAGAUAAACCACUCCCAGCACCGCCUCCUCCCUUAAGAGAUCCUCCUCCACCUCCCCCUGAGAGACCUCCCCCGAUCCCACCUGACAACAGACUGAGUCGACACUUCCAUCACGUGGAAAGUGUGCCUUCUAGAGACCAGCCAAUGCCUCUUGAAGCCUGGUGCCCUCGGGAUGUGUUUGGAACUAAUCAGUCAGUGGGUUGUCGACAAUUAGGGGAUGGCUCUCCAAAGCCUGGAAUCACAGCAAGUUCAAAUGUAAAUGGAAGGCACAGUAGAAUGGGCUCUGACCCUGUGCUUCUGCGAAAACACAGACGCCACGAUUUGCCUUUAGAAGGAGCCAAGGUCUUUUCCAAUGGUCACCUGGGAAGCGAAGAGUACGAUGUUCCUCCCCGGCUUUCACCUCCUCCUCCAGCUGCCACCCUUGUCCCUAGCAUCAAGUGUACUGGCCCGUUAGCAAAUCCCCUUUCAGAGAAAACCAGAGACCCAGUCGAGGAAGAUGAUGAUGAAUACAAGAUUCCUUCAUCCCAUCCUGUUUCCCUGAAUUCACAACCAUCUCAUUGCCAUAACGUAAAACCUCCUCUUAGGUCUUGUGAUAAUGGUCAUUGUGUAUUGAAUGGAACACAUGGUACAUCUUCAGAGGUGAAGAAAUCAAACAUCCCUGAAUUAGGCAUUUAUUUAAAGGGAGAUGUUUUUGAUUCAGCCUCUGAUCCAGUGCCAUUACCACCUGCCAGGCCUCCAACUCGGGACAAUCCAAAGCAUGGUUCUUCACUCAACAGGACGCCCUCUGAUUAUGAUCUUCUCAUCCCUCCAUUAGGUGAAGAUGCUUUUGAUGCCCUCCCCCCAUCCCUCCCGCCUCCCCCACCUCCCGCAAGGCACAGCCUCAUCGAACACUCUAAACCUCCCGGCUCCAAUAGCCGACCAUCCUCAGGACAGGACCUUUUCCUUCUUCCUUCAGACCCCUUCUUUGAUCCAGUAAGUGGUCAAGUCCCUCUGCCUCCUGCUAGGAGAUUACCAGGGGAAAAUGUCAAAUCCAACAGAACAUCACAGGACUAUGAUCAGCUUCCUUCAGCUUCAGAAGCUGGUCAGUCAGCCCUCAGUUCUGCAGGAGGAAUUGCUUUGUAAAUAGGUGCAGAGUUGGCGUGUCCAUGGCGGAGGUGAGUUUAGGGUCUUCCUACAGUGCCAUUUUAGACCAGAAUUAACAAUAUUUUUGCCUCAUAAUUGUAAACAUCAGAAGUUUUUCCUUUGUAGAUUCUUAUCUCCUUUCAAGAAGAUUUGUUGAUAGUGACAGCCAUAUAUUCUGUAACCUCUGAAUCAAGAUAAUUAAUGAGUUGCUUUGAGAAUUAUCAACAUAGUAGUUCUUAUGUACUUGAUGACACGAGUGGGAGAAGUAGAAGUCCCUCUAUGAUUUUACGUGUUCUAAUGUUUGAAGAUAUCUCAGAAAAGUAUAGAAAAUUUUAUUAACCUGUUCAAAUUUUGGUCCAUGCUGUCUUCGUAUUUACUUGUAAUCCUUCCAAGAUUUCAGAUAUAUCCCUAGGUAGCCCUUGAAACAUAGUUUUGAUUUCCAGAUAUGAAAAAAAUGUGAAACUCAGGAAGAAGUGACAUUAUCUGGCAGCUUCUAUAUAAGAGAAGGAAGCAGAUCCCUUAAGGAAAUAACCUUAAACUAUAACUUCAAGAAAAGUACCAUGACUGAUUUAAAAUAAUAUAUUCACUGCCACCAAUUCUGGAUUAAAAGAAACAUGUAUUCAAGUCUUUUGAAGAGUUGUGGCCAAAAGGCUGUAUUUACACAGCUGCUUUACAGUUUUGCUCCAUAAUAUGUGGGUGUUGUAGAGCCUAAAGGAGCAUCAUUCACAUAUGAUUUCAAAUGUUAGGAAUUCUGAUUAGCAUUACAUUAGAAAUUUCAAGGAAGAACUUUUGAGUCACAACCCUUGGUGAAAUAUCCCCAAAUAAGCAUUUACCAAGGAGCAUGAACUAGCUUUUACCUGAGUGAUAAAAUCAUCUUGAUUAUUACUCUGAGGGCCUCAGCUAGCUGUAACAUCAAAUAUUUCAACCUACUCCCUGAACUCUCUUUACAAACACAGUCAACCACAGAAAAUAAGAUACUUUUUUUCCAUCAAGAUUAUUUGCUGACAUGCAGCUCACAGGCUGUUCACUGGUUUAUUUCACACCAGCAGAGGGACUGGGCUUGUCCUUUGGAUUAGGUUUGUCCAUUAAAAACUGGAGACUGGGUGCCAUGUGCCUUUGGGAUUCUAAAAUCCCUUAUUUUGUAGUGAUGGGUUUUUAUUAAUGUCUUAUAAAGAUGACCUUUAAGGAUUCUAGUAUAAUUGCUGUAUCUUACAAAUUCAGUUUCUCUUAUCUUUAUGAUGUUCUAAAUAAAUGAUAGUGCUUUAUAUAUGUUUUCUGUGAAAAAGGAUUUUUUUUUAAUUUAAAAGUAUUUUUUUCAUUGAUUUAAAAAUGUUUCCUGUCUAAAAAGAAUGCAUGCAUGUAUGUCUACAUGGACCAACAGCGGUUCCAAAUAUUUUAUUCCUCCCCUCCAAAAUAUAAUAUUCUUAGAUGUGACAAUUGAUAUUUAAUGAUAUGAAUGUUAAUAAUAAGUGGAUUUUUUUAAAUGGAUUUUACCAGACUUGUUAAAUUCACAUAUACUUGUAUGUGAGGCAGAUAAUUUUUUUUGCUAAAUUUCUUUACAUGCGAAUCUUAGUUAUAUGGGGCUCAUGUCUAUACUAUCUAUGUGUGAGCUUUUAUAGAUUUUCCAGUUUGCUUUUCUCUUGUUUUAGGUUAUAAUGUGCUACAUUUUGAGUACCAUUCUUUAAAAGUCUAGGGAAUCCAAUUUAUAGAAUAAAAUUUAUUAGAAUAAAAAAGUCAUAAUGAUGUGCUUGUGCUCAUUUGGAUGAAGUGCAGCAUUAGCUCUUGGGAAACCUUUUCCUAUUCUUGGUAUUUAGAAGACAGUUCAAGGUAACACUAAAAGAACUAGAAUAUCAGCACAUGACUUAUGUUAAAUGUGUUUGUAACUGGUAAAACAUUUUAAAGGAGGUCUCAUCAUAAAAGGAAUUCCAAUACUACUUUUAUUUUUACUAGCUUAAAGGAAAAGUAAUGGAAUAUUGAAUGAAUUUUAUAUUAAGACCAAAUAUUCUAAAGUUCUCUCCCUUAAGAUCUCAGUUGAAAAUCAUGGCUUCACUUCACUCAAGGGUUGGAAUUGUGUAUUGUCAUCACUGAUAAGAUGUUUGAAGAUAAAUUAUUUUGUGUGUUUCAACAAAGGAAAAUGCAGUGUUAAAAAGUUUUACUACAAUAUAACUACCUGAAAUAUCUUCCCUUACAUACAGCUCUAGUUUUCAAACCACAGUAUCUGGAAUCUUUUUUUCUUACAAAUUUAAUAGUAAUAUAGUUUUCCUAUAACCAUUUUCUGGAUAUAUUACAAAACUGUAUAACUUUAGCCUUAAUUAUCAUAUUAUCUAUCACUGUGUAUCUGAAAUUUUUUUAUUUGUAAUUUAGUGAAAACUAUAUUAAUACAUGUCCUUAUAAAAUUAUUGUAUCUAUACUGAUAGCAAUUGAAGUUUGUGGUAUAUUGAUCCAACUUCCAGUGGGAUAACAGAGUCAUAAUUACGUAUUUAAAAUUUAUUUUAAUGCCUUGAUCAGUUAAAUUUAUAUUUUUAAUUCUCAGAUAUUGUUAUAGUUGAGAAAAUCAGUCUGAGUCUUGAUGUCUAUCUCAAAUAUUACCCAUGAAUUAGAAGUAACUUAUAUGUCUAUCUUAAAUAUCAUCCAUGGAAUAAAUUAUCCAUGAAGUAAGCAGUAAGUAGUUCUACUUACUCAGUAGUCAGUACUUCAUGGAUACCAUGAAGUAGUAAGCUACUCUAAUUUAGAGAUGAUGUCUCAGAUUGUACAUAAUAAUCAUUUCUAAAUUUGUUAGGCAGUUACUGUGAGCCAAAUGUUAAAGCUAGUAUUUUAAAUAUAGACAUAUAGGUAUAUGUGUAACUAUAUAAUUAUAUAUAAAUGUACAUUUAUAUGGAGAGAGUUUAAUAUACAUAUCAUUUAUUGGAUAUAUUGAAGAGUUUAUAUAAAUAGACAUAAUUGUAUUCCUCACAACCAAUCUGAAAUAGUAUUAAUGUCAAUUUAUAGAAGAAAAUAAAUUACCCAGGGUUUCACAACUAGUAAGUACCUGUGUAAUAGGAUGUGAAUUCUGUGUAUUAUCAGUAAGCUAUUUGUGUAUAUUUGUUAUCCUGCCUGCAGCUAAGCCAAAUUAAGUUUUAAAAAAUCACACAUGUAUAUAACAGUGAUUGCUAAACUGAGUUUGGAGAUGCCCAGUGAUAAAAUCUGAUAGUAGCAAAGGAAUAGUAAUGACGACAGAGGGAUGGAACAGAGUAUUAGGAAUUAUACUAGAGAUUUUGAAACCUGAAUCCUGGUCCUUUUUCACAUGAUCUUAGGAAGCCACCCACCAUAUGCUUUCUAUACUUUAUA
This is a messenger RNA of Canis lupus familiaris (dog), 6212 nucleotides long. RefSeq names its product Cbl proto-oncogene B (gene CBLB). Gene Ontology annotation, cellular component: plasma membrane; membrane raft. Gene Ontology annotation, biological process: negative regulation of epidermal growth factor-activated receptor activity; cell surface receptor signaling pathway. The record is from RefSeq and is a predicted model, not a curated record. Lineage: Eukaryota; Metazoa; Chordata; Mammalia; Carnivora; Canidae. The transcript has 19 exons. Gene Ontology annotation, molecular function: receptor tyrosine kinase binding; ubiquitin protein ligase activity; calcium ion binding. The coding region runs from base 147 to 2885 and encodes 912 amino acids.